This is a messenger RNA of Paramecium primaurelia, 2489 nucleotides long. NCBI's taxonomy places the organism in Eukaryota, Ciliophora, Oligohymenophorea, Peniculida, Parameciidae. The record is from the annotation of a GenBank genome assembly.
AUGAAUAAAGAAUUCAUCAUAUUAACAUUGUUGCUUGCCUUAGCAACAAGUCAAACUUACAGUAUAACAUCAUGCACAUGUGUACAGUUGUUAUCAGAAGCAGAUUGUAUAAAAAAUGUAUCACUUGGAUGUUCUUGGGAUAGCACUAAGAAAUCUUGUGCAGUUUCAACUACUCCUGUCACUCCAAUAGCGACUUAUGCAACAUAUUGUGAAAGCUUUGCAGAAGCAGAUUGUCCAAAAGCUAGACCUUGUACAGAUUGUGGUAAUUAUGCUGCCUGUGCCUGGGUUGAAGGAAAAUGCUCACAUUUCACAGGAUGCACAGCCUUUUCAAAAACACUUGAUUCUGAAUGUUAAGCAAUAAGUAAUAGAUGUAUUACAGAUGGAACUCAUUGUGUUGAACUUGAUGCUUGUAGUACAUACAAGAAAUAACUUCCUUGUGUCAAAAACGCAUCAGGAAGAUUGUGUUUUUGGGAUACAACAAAUAAUACUUGUGUAGAUGCUAAUGCCUGUGAUAGAUUACCAAUUACAUUUGUUACAGAUAAAGAAUGUAGAGAUGAGAUAUCAACUUGUACAACAAAGACUGGAGGUGGAUGUGUUGAUAGUGGAAAUAAUUGUAGUGAUUAAACAUUAGAAAUUUAAUGUGUUUGGAAUAAAUUAAGAUCAAUGGCAUGUUAUUGGGAUGGAGCAGCAUGUAAAGAUAGAAUUUGUGAUAAUGCACCAACAACAUUAACAACUGAUGAAACAUGUAAAACCUUUAGAACUGAUGGAACAUGUACAACUAAACCAAAUGGAGGUUGCAUUACUAGAACUACUUGUGCAGCUGCAACUAUCUAAGCUGCUUGUAUUAAGAAUAGUUCAGGUGGUGAUUGUUAUUGGACUGGAACUGCUUGUGUUGAUAAGAUAUGUACAAAUGCACCAACUACUAUGACAACUAAUUCAGCUUGUGCUGGAUUUGUAACAGGAUGUAUUACUAAAUCAGGUGGAGGUUGUGUAUCUAAUGGAGCUUGUUCUGCUGCAAAUGUCUAAGCUGCUUGUGUUAAAAACUCUACAGGAACUGAUUGUAUUUGGGAUACAACAUGUAAAGAAAAGACCUGUGCUAAUGCACCAACAACUAAUAAUACUCAUGACUUAUGUACAUCAUAUUUACCAACUUGUACUGUUAAAGCAGGAGGUGGAUGUUAACCUAGAAGUUGUACAAAUGCUCCAAUAACAUUAACAACUAAUGAUGCAUGUGAAGCAUAUUUACCAAAUAAUAAUUGUAUAACAAAGACAGGAGGUGGAUGUGUAACAAAUACAACAUGUUCAUUAAUUACUUUAGAAGCUGCUUGUAUCAAAAAUGUUUAUGGAGCUACUUGUUUCUGGGAUACUUCAAGUUCAGGUUGCAAAGAUAAGAUUUGUACAAAUGCACCAUCAACUACUAAUACUCAUGAUUUAUGUGUUGCCUUUUUAUCAAAUUGUACAGUAAAUUCAACCAAUUCUGGUUGUGUAGAGAAAACAUGUGAAAAUUCUUUGGUAUAAACUAUUUGUGAUAAAGAUUUGAAUAAUAAAGCUUGUAUUUGGAAAGGAAAAUGUUAUAAAAAAGAAUGUGUAUUAGCUUCAUCAACCAUAUAAAGUCAUUCAGAUUGUUAAACUUAUGAUUCUAGUUGUACUUUGAGUAAUACUGGUGCUGGAUGUGUUCCUAUUCCACUUAAAUGUGAAGCUAUUACUAUAGAAUCUGCUUGUAAUGUGAGAUUAUAAGUUACAAAUGGAGUUAGAUCAUACUAAGCAUGUGGUUGGAAUGGUUCGUAAUGUAUGGAUAAAGCUUGUUCAACUGCUCCUAGAUCAUCAUCAACAACUGAAGAAUGUAAUAAUUACAAAUCAGGUUGUGUUGCUAAUAAUCCCGUUAAUGGAUCAAUAUCAGGAUGUUAAGAUUUACCAACAACUUGUGCUGCUAGAAGAUCAAGUGAAAAUUGUUAAAUUUCAAGAAAUGGAUUACCAACAUGUUUAUGGAAUGCUGCUACAUCUGCAUGUGUUGAGAAAUCUUGUGCUACUGCUAGUAUUGUUGGAUUACUAGGAUCACUAGAAACAAUUAAUUUUGAUAAUUGUUAAAGUUAUAUAUCAAUAUGUACUGCAACUAAUGCUGAUGGAUAAUGUACUAACACUUCAAGACCAUGCAUUUCAAACAAUGACUCAAAUGCUUGUGUGGUCAAACCAUCAAGUUGUUCAGGCUUAAAUUCUUCUAAUUGUAAAAGAGGAUCAAAGGCAAAUGGUGAUUGUUAUUGGAAUGGUACUAAUUGUGUUGAUAGAAUUUGUACAAAUAUUUCAUUAAAUACUCAUAUUGGUUGUCAAGGUUAAUUAGAUACAUGCACAGUAAACAAUAAUGGAUCAGCUUGUUAAAAUUUAGCCACAGCUUGUACUUCUUAUGGAUCAGCUGAAAAUUGUAAAAUUAUAUUAAAUGGAAAAAGUUGCAUAUGGACUGGAUCAGCUUGUAGAAAUGCAACUUGUGCUGA